Messenger RNA from Cladophialophora yegresii CBS 114405, 1344 nucleotides. RefSeq lists its product as uncharacterized. Gene Ontology annotation, molecular function: 3-beta-hydroxysteroid 3-dehydrogenase (NADP+) activity. Gene Ontology annotation, cellular component: endoplasmic reticulum membrane; lipid droplet; mitochondrial outer membrane. Bases 1 to 1344 code for a protein of 447 amino acids. Gene Ontology annotation, biological process: ergosterol biosynthetic process. The record is from RefSeq and is a predicted model, not a curated record. The transcript is spliced from 2 exons. NCBI's taxonomy places the organism in Eukaryota, Fungi, Ascomycota, Eurotiomycetes, Chaetothyriales, Herpotrichiellaceae.
AUGACAAGCAACGACCAAUAUGUCCUAGUGACAGGCGCAAACAGUGGCCUCGGUCUAGGUACCUGCUGUCGGCUCAUCGACGAAUAUCUUGCCUCUCACAAAUCCGUCGAGCACAGCUUGACCAUCGUCUUCACCACCCGAAGUGCCCGCAAAGGCGCUGACACUCUCGCCGCUCUCGAGAAGCACCUCGCCAGACAUAGUCAUCCUUCCCGCCGCAGGGUUUACUUCCAGCCGGAAAAUGUCGAGUUGACCAGUCUCCUCUCCAUUCGCGCCCUCAGUCGCAAACUCCUCGCCUCGGAGCUCCCUCACCUCAAUGCCAUUGUCCUGAAUGCCGGCAUUGGAGGCUGGUCGGGCCUUAACUGGCUUGAGGCCGUGCGGUCGUUCUUGACGCAGAUCAGGCAGUCUACAACAUGGCCGACCUACAAGCUCGGGCUGGUGGGACUGGUCACGAAGCCGCAGUUCCCACCUGGCGAGAGCGAGGGACAUGAACCUCUCCUCGGCGAGGUUUUCUGCGCCAAUACGUUCGGGCACUACAUGCUGGUGCAUUGGCUCAUGCCUCUGUUCCGCGCAUGUCCGGGGGAGUCUCCGGGCAAGAUCAUCUGGUCGACGUCCAUCGAAGCCGAUUCGCACCACUAUCACCCUGAAGACCAUCAGGCCUUGAGGUCGGAUGCGGCGUACGAGCAUACGAAGAGGAUGGGAGACUUGCUGGCCCUCACUGCGGUAAACCAGCCAGCAACAGCCAAGCAGGUGAAAGAGUACACCACCUCGUCACCCUCGCUGGGCUCAGGCAGGUCACGGCCUAUUGAAUCAGAUCCAGUUUUUUUACUCUCGCAUCCAGGAAUCUGUACCACCACAAUCAUCAGCCUGUUCUGGAUCAUCCAUGAAUGCUAUCGUCUAGGAAUCUAUCUCGCUCGUUGGUUCGGAUCACCGUGGGCCAACGUGACGGCCUACCUUGGCGCUGCCUCGGCAACAUGGCUCGCUCUGGCAUCUCCUGCAGACAUCAAGGCAAAAUGGAUCGAAGCGCUAGGCGACGACGGCGGCGGAGGACCCUGCAAAUGGGGAUCCUCAGUGGACCGGUUUGGCCAUUCUGAUGUUCGCGUGACCGAUGUGGCAGGGUGGGGUCUCAAUGGGUCAGGCAAGCCCUUUAGAGACAAAUGGUGGGGUGGCAGCCUCGGACGGAAGACAGGCUCUACUGAUGCGACGGAGGAGGAUGUGGCUGAAUUCAUCACGCAGGGGGCACAAGUGUGGGACAAGAUGGAAGUAUUGAGACGGGAAUGGGAGGCCAGAAUCGAGCGGUACGAGGCCGAGCAGUCGAUGAGGAGUAAUGGGCAUGUAAAGACAUGA